Cebus imitator (Panamanian white-faced capuchin) is the source of this 3650-nucleotide messenger RNA. It is a transcript of the gene ADGRA1, whose product is annotated as adhesion G protein-coupled receptor A1. The record is from RefSeq and is a predicted model, not a curated record. Gene Ontology annotation, cellular component: glutamatergic synapse; postsynaptic density; plasma membrane. Gene Ontology annotation, biological process: G protein-coupled receptor signaling pathway; cell surface receptor signaling pathway. Bases 946 to 2595 code for a protein of 549 amino acids. The transcript is spliced from 7 exons. Lineage: Eukaryota; Metazoa; Chordata; Mammalia; Primates; Cebidae. Gene Ontology annotation, molecular function: G protein-coupled receptor activity.
UGUGUGGCUCCUGGCGCCCCAGCGCGGCCUCCAUGCUCACCUUGGCUCUGUGACCCCGGCUACAGGCGGGUUGGGUGGGGGACGGGGACGCUGUCCGCCCGGCUACAACCCCUGCCCGUCUACACCGGCUGGUCUGCCCUGCUGACUCACACUGAGACGGUUCACUACGGGCGCACCUCAGCUUUGGCAUAUCCGGACCUGAGAAUGUUAAUAAAGGGUGGAAAAUUCCUUCCACAUCCAUCUCCUUGUUUAUGUUUCUGUUCCCGCGGCUCUCCCCGGACAGAGAUUUCCUUUGAGAAUAACGCGGGUCGCGCAGUCCUCGGCCGGGCGAGCUUCCGCGCCAGGUCUGGUGCCUCGGGCGGAGCCGGGUGUCUCUUUAAAUGGGCUCUGCAGUGUGACGGCGGCCGCCGGGCUGGAGGAGCCGUCCCCACCCUGCGGCAGGAGCCCGCCCGCCGCCGUCGCCCGCCCCGGUCCCCAUGGUUACGCGCCUGCCUCCGGCCGCCCGGGUCCCCGCUGUCGCCGCGGGAGGCGCGCGCAGAGGCGGCGGUGCUGCUGGCCCGGCCGGGGCCGCCCGUGCGCGGGGCUGUGACUCACCGGCCGGCGCCGCAGCCCCGCAAUCUGUUGAUAACUCGCCGCCGGCCCCGCCGCGGCCCUGGCGGAUGGAGAGCGGGUCCCCAGCGCGGGGGGCGCAGCGCGUCGGCCUCGGGGAGAGCGGCCCGGCCGCCCCUGCAGCUGCUUUGGCCGAAGCAGAUGGGAGCAGCUCCGGGACCGCGGCCGCCCCGCCACGGUCACCCUGAGACCCCGGCCCGGGAGUGCGACCUCCUGGCCGCCGUCUGGGACUUUGACCUUCCGGAGGCCAUGGAGGCCGGAGGGGAGAAGGGCGCGACCUAACGGCCUGGACGCCUCCUCCCGCGGCGCUCUUGCUCCAGUAACUUUGCAGCGCUCAUGGAUCUGAAGACCGUGCUGUCCCUGCCCCGGUACCCAGGGGAGUUCCUGCACCCCGUGGUGUACGCCUGCACGGCUGUCAUGCUGCUCUGCCUGCUGGCCUCCGUCGUCACCUACAUCGUGCACCGGAGUGCCAUCCGCAUCAGCCGCAAGGGCCGGCACACGCUCCUGAACUUCUGCUUCCACGCGGCCCUGACCUUCACAGUGUUCGCCGGUGGCAUCAAUCGCACCAAGUACCCCAUCCUGUGCCAGGCGGUGGGCAUCGUGCUGCACUACUCCACACUCUCCACCAUGCUGUGGAUCGGAGUGACCGCCAGGAACAUCUACAAGCAGGUGACCAAGAAGGCCCCUCCAUGCCUGGACGCAGACCAGCCGCCAUACCCCAGGCAGCCCCUGCUCAGGUUUUACCUCGUCAGCGGAGGGGUCCCAUUCAUCAUCUGUGGGGUUACAGCUGCCACGAACAUCAGGAAUUACGGGACAGAGGAUGAGGACACUGCGUACUGCUGGAUGGCCUGGGAGCCCAGCCUGGGCGCCUUCUACGGCCCGGCCGCCCUCAUCACCUUGGUCACCUGCGUGUACUUCCUGGGCACCUACGUGCAGCUGCGGCGCCACCCGGGGCGCAGGUACGAGCUGCGCGCACGGCCCGAGGAGCAGCGGCGGCUGGCAACACCCGAGGGCGGCCCACGAGGGCCCCGGCCCGGCACCCCACCCGCCCGCGGCGGCCCCGGGGCCUCGGUGCUGCAGAACGAGCACUCGUUCCAGGCGCAGCUUCGCGCCGCCGCCUUCACGCUGUUCCUGUUCGCGGCCACGUGGGCCUUCGGGGCGCUGGCCGUGUCGCAGGGCGACUUCCUGGACAUGGUCUUCAGCUGCUUGUACGGCGCUUUCUGCGUGACGCUGGGGCUCUUCGUGCUCAUCCACCACUGCGCCAAGCGCGAGGACGUGUGGCGCUGCUGGUGGGCCUGCUGCCCGCCCCGCGGAGACCCCCGGCCCGCGCUCCACGCCGACGGGGCUGCGCCGGGCCAUGCCACCUGCCUGCACUCACCGGGCCUCGGACAGCCGCGGGGCUUUGCGCACCCGCCGGGCCCCUGCAAGAUGACCAACCUGCAGGCCGCGCAGGGCCACGCCAGCUGCCUGUCGCCCGCCACCCCGUGCUGCGCCAAGAUGCACUGCGAACCGCUGAUGGCAGACGAGGCGCACGUGCACCUGCAGGAGGAGGGCGCCUUUGCGCACGACCCCCACCUGCACGGGUGCCUGCAGGGCAGAACUAAGCCGCCCUACUUCAGCCGGCACCCGGUGGCCACCGAGCCCGAGUACGCCUACCACAUCCCAUCCAGCCUUGACGGCAGUCCCCGCAGCUCACGCACGGACAGCCCCCCCAGCUCGCUGGAGGGCCCGGCGGGGACGCACACGCUGUCCUGCUGCGCCCAAGGCGACCCCUUCCCCAUGGUCAGCCAGCCCGAGGGCAGCGAGGGGAGCCCUAGCCUCUACAGCUGCCCUACGCGGCCUGGCCAUCUGGAGAUGCUGCGGAGGACACAGUCUCUGCCCUUUGGUGGCCCCAGCCAGAACGGGCUGCCCAAGGGUGACUUGCUAGAAGGCCUGCCAUUUGGCAACAUCCGAACAGGACCCUGGAGAAACGAAACUACUGUGUAGCCGGGGCAAGGGACACGGUGUCCCUGGAGGAGCUUCAGGGCAGAGUGGGGGGCCCAUCUGCCACACGAGGUCACUGGGGCACCAAAGCGACCCCGCCUUUCAGAAGCAGUUCACACCCCCUGCUGCCCCCUUCCGUGAGAGAGAUCUCAGUGGGGGAAAUGCUCUGGGCCACACCUGCUCCUCUUAUCCCAAAUCCACGUGUUGGGCCUCACACAUGGUCAUCUGGUUUCUGUCCUGUGGCCUCCAGUCCUGGGGUGCCCAGAAGCAGAGCAGGGGAUUCCAUCAAAGAACCCACCCAGACCCAGGUGUGGCCCGGCCCGAGAUGCCCUGCAGCCCACGGGGUCCUGGCUUCCUCGGGUGUGGCCGGCAGGGCCGAGACCACAGCAGGAGGCUGCCCUGACCUUCCCAGCGUUCAGUGUGUGUCUUGUGUUCUCCAGGGCGGUGGUGGCCGGUCUGUCCCCAGCAUUCUCGCUCUGGGCAGAACCCUCAGGACCCUCUGCUGUCCUGUGUCUGAGCCGCCCUUACAGCUUCCCGGGGCCCCCACGCACCUCCGCCCACUCAGUGUCCACGGCAGCCCCGUCCGCGUGAUAGCCCUGCAGGGCUGAGAGCACCACGGAUGCUGGGGGCUGCAGCCGCGCUCUGGACUUUGGGAAUAGCUGUCGGCCUCAGAGGGCCAAUGGGGGGCUCUCAGGAGCCCACGCCUUUGGAAAAUGCCCAACAUCCUUUAGUGAAGACUCGACUUCCAAAACCAGCCACCCGCAUUGGGACUGGAUUCCACUCCAGUGUAGGUGCCUGGCAACAAGAAGGUUCUGUAACAAAGAACAGGGGCUGGCUGGCGGGGCAUUCUCAUGGACGGCAUCCCUUCCCCUUUUCUUCAUCUCCAUGAAAAACACCUGGGCACGAAGCCCUGACUCAAAGGACAGAUGUGGAUGACAACAAGCCUUCUGUGAGAGCAAGUGGCCCGUCCCUUGGUGAGGGGGGAGUCCAGAGGGCCUGGGCAUGACACGUGCACAGCCCUCCCUCCCUCCUUCCCUGUGACACAUGUGCACCCACAC